This is a messenger RNA of [Torrubiella] hemipterigena, 4811 nucleotides long. The record is from the annotation of a GenBank genome assembly. NCBI's taxonomy places the organism in Eukaryota, Fungi, Ascomycota, Sordariomycetes, Hypocreales, Clavicipitaceae.
GCAGAAAACACAACCCUGCUGUCCAUGCACAUCAAUCGACGUCACUCUUUCUCAUAGAAAAACCACAACUCAUACCAAUCCAUCACCACUACAGUUUCUUUAAUUCAUCUCUUUCCAAUCUACUGCUUACCUCUCUGUUGCUGGCUCAAUCAUCACCAACGAUGCGCUAGCUUCCAGCUAAACACCAUCGCGCGCAUCACCAACCAAACACAUGCCACCAGCUGCGACUGCAGCAACUACACCACCAUCAUGUCACGCCAGGGCACUCUCCGCUUCAAACACAUCUUCCUCAUCCGCCUUGUCAACGCCCUCACGCUAUCUACCUUCUUUCAGCCCGAUGAAUACUUCCAGGCCCUCGAGCCCGCGUACCAAAUCGCCUUUGGCAAAGGCGCCAAUGUCUGGAUGACCUGGGUACAUUUCCACCCCUCUUCUAUAGACACACAUCAUACACUAACCAUACUCUCUCCUAGGAAUGGCAACACCAACUGCGAUCAUCACUACACCCAAUGCUCUUCGCCAUCCCCUACAUCAUCACCGACGCCCUGUGCUCCGCAGCUCGCAUCCCACUCUCCAUCCGCUCGCAUAUGCUCCUCGCCGCGCCGUACAUCUUACAAGCAUACAUUGCUGCCAUUGGCGACUGGUACACAUGGAAGCUUGCCGAGCGUGUCUACGGCACCGAUACACCCGCUUCGACAUUCACCAUCCUCCUCCAACUCACGAACCCAUGGCAAUUCUACAUAUCGCCGCGACCCUUCUCCAACUCUCUCGAAACAACCCUCACAGUGGCUGCCCUCGCUCACUGGCCAUGGCAAUGGCAUGCGCCCACCACGGUCAAAGAAAACACAAAGACGGCACCCAUCAACCUCACCAACCUACGCAUCGCGCUCCUCCUCGCCGCCACUGCCGUGCUUCUCCGCCCAACCAACAUCUUUAUCUGGCUCACCGUCAGUCUGUCCGUUAUAUCCACGCUCCGUUUCACCAAUAUUGCCGUCUUGGCGCGAGAGGCUCUCCUCUGCGGAUCCGUCGCCCUGGCUGUCUCCAUCCUCGCUGACAGAUACUACUUUGGCUUCUGGACCUUCCCGCCCUACAACUGGCUCUACUUUAACGUGAGCAAGUCGCUUGCUGUCUUUUACGGCCGCCACCCAUGGCACUACUAUCUCGUCCAGGGCAUCCCGCUGCUCUGCACAACGUCACUUCCAUUUGUCGUCCCAGCCUUGUACCGGCCGCGCUCGCCGUCGUCCGACUCGCCCUCCAAGACACUCAUCCUGCGCACCCUGGCGUCCACCGUCUUCGUCACCGUCGCCACGCUCUCGCUCAUUGCGCACAAGGAAGUCCGCUUUAUAUACCCGCUGCUGCCGAUCCUCUCGAUCCUCGGUGCCCCGCAUGCCGCAUCCUUCUUCACGGCCCGCGCAUCUAGCACGUCACAGUCUUCCCGUCCGCAGCGCGUACUUCGUCACAAGGCCCAUCUUGCUGCUGGUCUCACCAUUAACAUCUUCCUCGCGGGCUAUCUGUCCUAUUUCCACCAACGUGCGCCUCUUAAAGUCCUCAACUUUCUGCGCGACGACUACGAGCAGCGCCUUGUUACCUCGUCCCCUCCGGCAUCCGACGAGCUCUUUGCCCUGUUCCUCAUGCCAUGCCACUCUACGCCAUGGCGUUCACAUCUUAUCCAUCCUUCACUUAAUGCAUAUGCGCUCUCAUGCGACCCUCCGCUACACACGCAGCCCAAUACGCCUGAGCGCAUCAACUACAUGGACGAGGCGGACCGUUUCUACGCACAGCCAGAACAUUUUCUGUCUCAAGAAAUCUUCAACAGCACAGCAGCAGCGAGAAUACCGCGCUACAUUGUGGGCUUUGAAGGUAUCGAGCCCACUCUACACAGCUUCUUCACGUCCAAAGCAGGCUCUAAAUUCAAAAUCACACCGCGGCCCGCGUGGUCCAGCAACAAUGGGCUCUUUUCUGAAGACUGGCGCCGGGCUGGCAAAGUAAUCGUAUGGGCAACAGGACACUACGACAAACCCUCAUAAAAGUAUAACAUGGACAAUAUCGAUAGAAAUCAUAAUCAUAAUAAUAGAAGCAUUCAAAUAAGAAAAGAAAGAGUUUCUUUAUUCAAGUUAUCCACAAGUAUAAGUUGUGCAUGCGAAUCUCGACAAUACAACGGGUAUAAUACCAAAAAAAACAACACAGAGAAUGCUUCACCACCUGUUAAACAGCUAACCAACCAGUAAGCGAACCAAGUGUACACGUAGAGUCUGUACGUUAGCCAGCAACCGUGUAUGCAGCAGUAUACUGCAUCUUGGGGAACAGAAAGAAGAGAGGCAUGAAUCAAGGAGUAUAAACAAAAAAAGGAAUUGAGAAUAAUAACAAAACGACCAAAAACAACAUAUCCACAAAUAAAAAGAGUUCUCCAUCUACCCUUCCUAAAAAAAAACCAAUCAUCCAUCUCAUCUCGUUGAUUAAAUAAAAAAAAAACCCCAGCAUAAAAAGACAAAACCAGACCAUCGUCCACGUGCAAAAUCGAUGCAGGGCGUUUUGUGAAACAAAAUAGACAAAAGAGGUAUCCGCCAUUAAAAAACAAAAGAUGAAAACAGUAAAAAUAUCCCACGGGGGCGCUAUCAACAUGCCAGCCAGCCUCGCCCCGUCUGCCAGCUCCUUCUCGUUACGUCACAUCCCAAUCGCAUCGCUUUUCUGUGUACAUGUUUUUAGGCGCUGGUAGCAGCUUCAGUCGUUGUUGUUUCUGUGGCCGCUGGUGUUGCGUCGGUGGUAGGUGCAGCGAUAACAGCGGGAGCUUCUACGACUGCUUUCUCGUCGGUAGUAGAGGCAGCUUCUGUCGUCUCGGUGGCCUUUUCUACAGGAGCAACAGGCUCUGCGGCGGGUGCAACAACAGCUGGUGCGGCAAUCGGUUCCGUGGGCUUGACUUCAGGCGCGGCUGUGACUGGGACGGCAACGGGUGUUUCGGUGGUCUCGGUAGGCUUGACUUCGGGGACAGGUGCAACUGCAGCCUUGGCGUCUGCAGCAGCUACCUCUGGGGCGACACCACUAGCAGCGGCAGCAACAGGCACGGGUUCAUCGCGCUUAAUAUCGAUGCUCUUACCACGGCCAAAAAGUGAGGCGCCGUUUUCGCCAUGCGGUGACUUGGAGCGCUUGUUGUCAGAGUUCUCCUUGGCGUCACGGAUCUUGUUCUUGAUCCAGCUGAUGGGGCCCUUGUCACCUUUGCCAGUCUCCGAUUCGUCGACUUCAGCAAUGGCGCGUUCUGAGCCAUCGGCCUGAUAGCUCUUGCGAGGCUUGUGUGUUGAGCUUGCAAAGGAUGUCGUGCUGGCAUCAGCGUUCUCGUUGGUGCCAAUGUGGCCGCUGUGGUCCUCGCGCUUCGUGGACCGCGACAGACGCCACAGCUUCUUCUUUUCUUUCGUAGCGGUCGGGGUGGCGCUAGCAUCCUCUACGUCAGAUGUUAUGGGGAGUUCGGCUUCAGGAGCUACAGCCAGCUUCUGUUCAUGCUGAAUGGUCGCCGGUUCGGUUGUUGCUGCUGCUUCAGUUGCCGCUGCGGGCUCGUCAGACUUAGCGACUAUCGGCAGCGCAGACUCGAGAGGGUUUGGCGCCUCAACACUGGGAGAAGCGGCGUUAUGGUGCGGCAGAGACGCAGUCGAACUGUGGGCGCUGUCGUUCAAUGUUCCACCGAGGUUCUUCUUACGUAGUUUGUUGGGUUGGCGCUUCUCGGGGUUACUUGAGUCGGAUCGGUUGAAGAUGCCAGAAACAACGCGGUCCUUGGGCGGCACAUCUUUCUCAGGAGGCGGAAGAGGCACAGCACUUGGUGAGCUUUCCAAGUUCUCGUGCACCUUGCUUACCGUCUCCUCAGCAUUUGCCUCUACGUCUUUGGCUUCUUCUACAGUCGGCACCGAAGGCUCGGCGCGAACUGGGGUAAGAGGCUCUGGGAGGGGAGAUGCUUGUCCAUCCAACUUCUUCAGCUUACCACCUGCGAUAGCAGGGGACUUUUUCGAAGGCAACGUGUUGCUACGGGCGAGACCACUGGUUGGCGUCGAAACGAUACCGGGGCUGUUGGGCGUGGCCGCACCAUCUUGUCUCGAGUGCUUAGACGACACAGACUGGUUGCGUCGCAACUGGCCCUCUUUCCGUACACUAUCGGCGCCAGCGCUGGCGUUGGAGGCAGAACGGUUCACGCCGCUCGAUCGUUUCUCGGGGGUGCUUGGUAGCUUAGGUGUACCAGAUUGGACCUCCUUCACAGUGUUCUCGUCGGCAGCGGUUCCUUGCAUGCCAAUAAGGAAAUGAUCCUGGUUUUCGAUGAGGAAGAUGAUGACGCAUUGGUUUAGACGGUACUCCUCGGGGGCCAUGGCGUGAUUCGGGUGAGAGAGCAUGCCGGGCUGGAAAAUGGCGGCCAAGUUCUGUGAUGUCAUGCGGUUCUCAUCCGACUUGGCCGCAAACACGGCAAGAAGAUCGAGAAUGUACAGAAGGAGCUGUCUGUUCAGUGGGGGAAGCUCCGUAAUGAGUGUCUGGUAUUUUUCAAUGGCGCCUUUUUCGUCAAAGUCUUCAACAAACUGAGGGCCCUCGCCAUCAGCGCCGCCUUGCUUGGUAGCCCCGCGAAGAGGGUCGCGGAACCUCUCGUACAAGUCGAGCGGCACAACAGGCUCGGGCAGAUCGUUAAGGUAUCGUCGCAGGACGGUAGCCGCAUCGUGGACUGUGUAUCCAUCCCACACGAGACCCUUGCCGUAACGGCUGGGCGAAUCGAAUGUGGUCUUGAGCUCCUUGAUGCGCUUCUCGGAGCCGCUCAAUCGGAAGAUGCCUUCUACGCCAGUGGCUAU